Botrytis byssoidea is the source of this 801-nucleotide messenger RNA. RefSeq lists its product as uncharacterized. The record is from RefSeq and is a predicted model, not a curated record. The transcript has a single exon. NCBI's taxonomy places the organism in Eukaryota, Fungi, Ascomycota, Leotiomycetes, Helotiales, Sclerotiniaceae. The coding region runs from base 1 to 801 and encodes 266 amino acids.
AUGGCAUCGGCCGAAGUCUCCAAAAAGAUGGAUAGAGAAUGUGUGAUCUGUCUCGCAUCACUUGAUUCCAAUCCUCAUGAGGAUGAGGACUGCCGAACAUGCGAGAUAACUGUUUGUUCGACCGCCUCAAUACCAUCUUGCGGUCAUCAAGACUUUCACUAUUGUUGUUUGAAAACAUGGAAGAAUAACAACUACACAUGUCCCUACUGUAGGGCACCUUUCACAAUUAUCAAUCGCUUUCUCAACUUUGGUGCGCAUCGCUUGGUGGCCCUCGCCCCGCCAAGUUUGUCCACUUUCCAACAGGAUCGCUCUUUGUAUAUUUUCCUGAUGGGUCAAAAUAUUGACCGCACAAAAAUAUACUUCUAUCGACUCCUAUCUUCUCCUAUCGGCGGCGGUUUCCACAGAGUCACUCCUCAAGAGAUUGUCGCUAGCGAUUUCUUGCAGCGUCGAGUCCGUGAUUUCACAGUCCGCGAGUUUCCGAUAGCAUUUGUGCCAUUGCCUCUAAACCUUACCACAGGAGAAGAGGCAACUCGCGAAGAAAUCUCCAUGAUUGUUGUAGAUCUUUUGAAGAUUUAUGAUCUUCGAGAGAAUGUUCAAGACCUCAAAAGAGGAGUGGCACGUUUUUUUAACAAGAGAUACCGUGGAGAAACAUUCCUGCAUGAGUUGAGAGCGUGGAUGGAAAGCGGAUAUGACAAUUUAGAUCUAUGGGAUCAAAACACCGGGUACACUGCGCCUGCUCUCAUACCUUAUAGACUUAGGCCUUUCAUGCCACAACGAGGUGUUCCAUUCACACCAGUCUAA